Trifolium pratense (red clover) is the source of this 1289-nucleotide messenger RNA. Its product is annotated as ricin B-like lectin EULS3. Bases 102 to 1040 code for a protein of 312 amino acids. The record is from RefSeq and is a predicted model, not a curated record. Lineage: Eukaryota; Viridiplantae; Streptophyta; Magnoliopsida; Fabales; Fabaceae. The transcript is spliced from 4 exons.
AUAUUCUUGAUUUCAUCAUCAAACCAUUUUAUAUACUCCAAAAGUAAAAGCUUAACAAAUAAGCAUCCAUAAUCUCUUUUCUCUCAUCAUCAUCACAAAAAAUGGCGUUUCCCUUCAACCAUAACACUUCCAACGUAACCCACACUCAUCACCACAAUCGCAGAGACGAAGAAGAACAACAACACUACCCUCCGCCUGCUCACAACCCCAACAACAAUUUCUCUCCAUUUAACCAACCACCACCACCACAUCAACCACCUUUCUACCCACCACCACCACAACCACAACCACCAUAUCAUCAUCAACAACCAGAAACUCAAGUCUUCCACACAGGACACGUGUCCAAUCAAAAUCAUUUUAAUCACUCAUCACCUCAACCUGACAUUCACUCUUUCAACCCCAAUUAUGGUGCAGCAUAUCCACCUGCACCACCAUCCGUACCUGAUCACUCUUCCACUCCAUUUCCAAACUCCACUGUUCAUCAUGUUUCUCAUGAAACAAUUCAUCAACCUCAUUUUCCUUCCAAUGUUCAUCACGUCAAUCAUGAGGUUCAGGUGCCUACUGCUCCUCUGUCCUCUAACAAACCUACUUUCAAGGUUGUUACCAAAGCUUCCCCAAAUUUCUCGCUUACCAUUCGUCGCGGUGAAGUUGUUCUUGCUCCUUCUGAUCCCUCCGAUCAGCAUCAGCAUUGGUACAAGGAUGAGAAAUGGAGUACCAGGGUGAAGGAUAAAGAGGGUUACCCUGCUUUUGCUUUGGUCAACAAGGCCACUGGUGAGGCUAUUAAGCAUUCCAUUGCUGCAACACAUCCAGUUCGGCUGGCACGUUACAAUCCAGACUAUCUUGAUCAGUCUGUUCUGUGGACUGAGAGCAAAGACCAGGGUAGUGGCUACAGAGCUGUAAGGAUGGUCAACAAUAUUCUGCUUAACAUGGAUGCCUUUCAUGGCGAUAAAAAUUCUGGAGGUGUGCAUGAUGGCACUACUGUUGUCCUCUGGGACUGGAACAAAGGUGAUAACCAGCAGUGGAAGAUCUCGCGCUACUGAGUACAACUGGAGGUACUGUGUCGACGGCUUUGAAGAUUUAUUAUCUAUAAGUUUAGAGGACUAUGAUAUCAUUUGUUUGAGUGGUUAGUGUUUGUUUUUUAAACUUGCAUGUGUUUCAUGAGGUAUAAAUGGUUUGCGAUACAGUUAUUGGUACCAGACAACCAGAUAUUAGAUUUUUCAUUAGAACAAGUGUGUUGAUUGCUGUGUAACAGUAUUCAUUUUAAUGUGAUGUGUUUAAGCAUUAACCUA